CAUAUUUGAUAAACCAAAUUGAACCACGCAAGCAAAACAUAAUUCGAUGGAUGUGAAAACUGUCAAAUCUGUUAAAAUUAAGGACCGAUUAUUCACGAGGAACUAUGAUGUGACGGGAUGUUAAAUCUGUCGAUCAUAUUUAAAUUCCCAUAACAGUUAGUACACAUGCCAACAAAACAAAUUAAAUCUGUCGAUCAUAUUUAAAUUUCCGUAAUGGUUAACACACAUGCCAACAAAACAAAUAAAGGGGCCGUUUACUAUUCUCACAAUCUCCACACACGUACAUGUUACACGUGUGGACGUAUAUGAACACAUUCCAAAUGUAAGCGCAUUCAUAAGGUCAGUGACCUAUUAUAUGAUCUUCAUAUUUUUAGGUGUACACGUGACCUAAUAUUGGCGCAGCCAUACCAAAAAUUCGGAAAAACAAGUUGGUGAAAGUUAAGCCAUCAAAUUGUUUCGAUUCGUUGAUUGUAAAUCUUACGUGUAUAGCAUGUCAAUAAAAAAAGGAAACAGAAAACACGUAGUACGUGAAUUAUCAGUAUCUUAUCUUAUGUGUUCAUACAUUGACCUAAACUAAUUAUUAAACUGACCUACAAAUUAAUGCGUUCAUAUACAAAACAAAUAAAAGUAGUUGCGAAACUGAUAAACUGCCAUGUUAUUGCAUUAGAGACAAAUCACUCCAGCCAACCUUAUAAAUACGAAAUUUAUAAUGCACUAAUUUUCAUAUUCAAACAAAUCAAAAACUCAAGAAACGUCCACACCCCAAAAAAAAAAAAGAAACAAAUUAAGUUGUGAUGGAGUCAUCGACUACAUCGUAUUCAGUUGUGUCGGAGCUAGAAGGAACACUACUGAAAAACCCAAAACCCUUCGCUUACUUCAUGCUCGUAGCUUUCGAGGCUUCAGGACUAAUCCGUUUUGCGACCUUGCUGUUUCUCUGGCCUAUCAUAGCACUCCUUGACGUUUUGGGCUACAGAAACGGUAGCCUUAAGUUAAUGAUCUUCGUCGCAACGGCCGGUUUGCACGAAUCAGAGAUUGAAUCAGUGGCUCGAGCCGUUCUUCCCAAAUUCUACAUGGACGAUGUCAGCAUGGACGCUUGGAAAGCGUUUGGUUCCUGCGAUAAGAGAGUCGUUCUGACAAGAAUGCCACGAGUUAUGGUUGAGAGAUUCGCCAAGGACCAUCUUAGAGCCGAUGAGGUCAUCGGUACGGAGAUUGUCGUAAACCGUUUUGGUUAUGCUACUGGUUUAAUUCAAGAAACCAAUGUGGACCAAUCUGUUUUCAACAGUGUGGCUAACUUGUUUGUUGAUCGAAGACCUCAACUAGGUCUAGGACGACAGAUUACCUCGGAUUCUCCAACCUUCCUAUCGUUAUGUGAGGAACAAGUUCAUGCACCGGUUCCAUCAAACUACAACGGUCAUAUCCAGCGGCUACAUGUGCAGCCGUUACCGGUUAUUUUCCACGAUGGACGACUUGUGAAGCUGCCGACACCAGCCACCGCACUUCUCAUCCUUCUUUGGAUCCCCUUCGGUAUAAUCCUGGCCGUGAUUCGGAUCUUCGUUGGGUUCUUGCUCCCAUUAUGGGCCAUACCUUACGUCUCACGGAUAUUCAACACUCGAUUCACCGUAAAAGGAAAGCCUCCGGCACCAGCAACCCCCGGAAAACCAGGCGUACUAUUCGUAUGCACUCAUAGAACCCUAAUGGAUCCGGUCGUAUUAUCCUAUGUACUCGGACGUAGCAUCCCAGCCGUUACCUACUCCAUUUCUCGAUUAUCCGAGAUUCUAUCUCCGAUUCCAACCUUCAGGUUAACUAGAAUUCGAGAUGUUGACGCCGAGAUGAUCAAGAAAGAACUGUCUAAUGGGGACUUAGUGGUAUAUCCGGAGGGAACCACUUGUCGCGAGCCAUUUUUGCUGAGAUUUAGUGCUCUUUUCGCAGAAUUAACGGACAAUAUUGUGCCAGUGGCAAUGAACUAUAGAGUAGGAUUCUUUCAUGCGACUACUGCUAGAGGCUGGAAAGGUUUAGACCCCAUCUUCUUUUUCAUGAACCCGAGACCGGUUUAUGAGGUGACGUUCUUGAACCAGCUCGAAGUGGAGGCUACGUGUUCGUCAGGGAAGAGCCCUUAUGACGUGGCCAACUAUGUACAGAGAAUCUUGGCCGCUACGUUAGGCUUUGAGUGUACUAACUUCACGAGGAAGGAUAAGUACAGAGUUCUCGCAGGAAACGACGGAACCGUGUCGUACUUGUCAUUUCUCGACCAAGUCAAGAAGGUCAUCACCACAUUCAAGCCUUUCUUCCAUUAAUUUUCAGGUUUUUAAUUAAGUACUUUCGAAAUUCUGUGAUGACGACUGAUUACAAACAUGUUUUUGAGUUUUCAUUUUUAUUUAUUUAUUUUGUUGCAAGCAGAUGACUACGGGUAACUUAACGGGUUUGUGUAUUUUCUAGAGUUUUAUCUAUUGUGGAAUGCAAUCGCAAGUUCACAACUA
Molecule: messenger RNA, 2477 nt
Organism: Arabidopsis lyrata subsp. lyrata
Lineage: Eukaryota; Viridiplantae; Streptophyta; Magnoliopsida; Brassicales; Brassicaceae
Product: glycerol-3-phosphate acyltransferase 7
Exons: 2
Coding region: 795-2294 (499 amino acids)
Biological process (GO): cutin biosynthetic process
Cellular component (GO): membrane
Molecular function (GO): phosphatase activity; glycerol-3-phosphate 2-O-acyltransferase activity
Source: RefSeq, a predicted model, not a curated record